AUGGUGUUUCAUGCUGAGUUUGAGCGUGCAGGUCAGAGGGCGGGGCUUCAGGUGUGGCGUGUGGAGAACAUGGAGCUGGUUCCUGUUUCUGAGAGUCUGUACGGAGGGUUCUACACCGGGGACGCUUACCUGGUCCUCCACAGCACCGAGACCCGGGGGGGGCGCCUGCAGUACGACCUGCACUACUGGCAAGGUUCAGAGUGCUCUCAGGAUGAAAGUGGUGCGGCGGCCAUCUUUGCGAUCCAGAUGGAUGACUUCCUGCAGGGGGCGCCAGUUCAGUACCGUGAAGUCCAGGGCCACGAGUCCAGUACCUUCACCGGGUACUUCAAAACUGGACUAAAGUACAUGAAAGGGGGCGUGGCCUCAGGAUUUCAGCACGUGCUGACCAAUGACGUGGAGGUUAAUAGGCUUCUACAGGUCAAAGGUCGACGGGUCGUCAGGGCAACGGAGGUUCCUGUCAGCUGGGAGAGUUUCAACCAAGGAGACAGUUUCAUCCUGGACCUGGGAGAGGAAAUCAUCCAGUGGUCCGGUUCCCAUAGUAACCGCUUUGAGAAGCUGAAGGCGACCUUGGUGUCUAAGGGUAUCCGUGACAACGAGCGGUGUGGGCGGGCCCAACUGCAGUUCUGUGAGGAGGGGGCGGAGCCUGAGCGGAUGCUGGAGGUUCUCGGGGAGAAGCCGGAGCUGCCUGACGCUCACCAUGACGACGCCAAGAUGGACGCCUCCAACAGGAAACUGGCCAAACUUUACAAGGUGUCCAACGCCGGCGGUGACAUGGAGGUUACCAUGGUAGCAGAGCACAACCCGUUCUCCCAGAAUGCUUUGCAUUCCAGCGAGUGUUUCAUCCUCGACAACGGAGGCAGCGGACACAUCUUCAUCUGGAAAGGGAAGGAUGCGAACACUGAGGAGCGUCAUGCUGUUCUGAAGACCUCAGAGCAAUUCAUCCACAAGAUGAACUACCCAACACACACACAGGUCCAGGUCCUCCCAGAGUUCGGAGAGACUCCGCUCUUCAAGCAGUUCUUUAAGGACUGGACGACCCCUGAUGACACCGUCGGCAUGGGAACAGCCUACAUAUCCAAUCAGAUUGCAAAGAUAGAGAAGGUGCCGUUUGACGUCUCAUCUCUCCACCAAUCAGAGGCCAUGGCGGCUCAGCACGGCAUGGUGGACGGAGGAGACGGAGACAAACAGGUGUGGCGUAUAGAGGGAUCACAGAAGGUGUCGGUGGAUUCGGGGGUUUGGGGUCAGUUCUUUGGAGGAGACAGUUACAUCAUCCAGUACGAGUACCAACACAGCGACAGACGAGGUUACAUCAUCUACAUGUGGCAGGGGGCGGAGUCCAGCCAGGAUGAGGUCGGAGCGUCGGCCAUCUUGGCGGUUCAGCUGGACGAUGAGCUCGGAGGCGGGGCCGUGCAGGUGCGUGUGGUUCAGGGAAAAGAGCCCGCCCACCUCAUGAGCCUGUUCAGGGGCCAGCCAAUGGUGGUGUACAAGGGCGGGACCUCAAGAGAGGGUGGCCAAUCAGAGGUGGCGGAUACCCGUCUGUUCCAGGUUCGAGCCAAUGCAGCAGGAGACACCAGAGCUGUGGAGGUGUACCCAUCCUCCAGCAGUCUGAACUCCAGUGAUGUGUUUGUCCUGGUGUCGCCCUCCGGCUGCUGGUUGUGGAAGGGGGGCCGCAGCAGCUCGGCUGAAGUCCAGGGAGCCAAACGCCUGGCUGAAGUCCUGCAGGUGACCCCCAGCCUGUUGGAAGAGGGGGAGGAGGAAGGUGCAUUCUGGGAUGCUCUGGGAGGCCAGGAGGACUACUGUCGGACCCCUCGGCUGAAGGACCAGAUGGAGGCUCAUCCUCCUCGUCUGUUCGCCUGCUCCAACAAGACCGGGAACUUCCUGAUGGAGGAAGUUCCAGGUGAGCUGACGCAGGAUGACCUCGCUCCUGAUGAUGUCAUGAUCUUGGAUACAUGGGACCAGGUGUUUGUCUGGAUCGGAAACGAGGCGCGUGAGGAAGAGAAGACCGAGGCCGCAGCUUCAGCUGUAAGGUACCUGGAGAGCGACCCGGCCGGCAGAGACCCCUGCACCCCCACGGUGACGUUGAAGCAGGGAUUUGAACCACCGACCUUCACCGGCUGGUUUCUGGGCUGGAACCGGGACUUCUGGACCGUGGACCCGCUGCAGCGCACCAUCGAGAGCCUGCAGGUGUAAAACAUGUGAUCCACUGUUUUCAUGUGAUGAAGCAGCAUCAUGAAUAAAUCUACCUGUCUACCUGAACAGCUGUCUGUCUGUCUGUGUGUGUGUCU
Messenger RNA from Scomber scombrus (Atlantic mackerel), 2285 nucleotides. RefSeq names its product gelsolin-like. Lineage: Eukaryota; Metazoa; Chordata; Actinopteri; Scombriformes; Scombridae. The transcript has 17 exons. Gene Ontology annotation, biological process: actin polymerization or depolymerization; actin filament severing; barbed-end actin filament capping. Gene Ontology annotation, cellular component: actin cytoskeleton; cytoplasm. The record is from RefSeq and is a predicted model, not a curated record. The coding region runs from base 1 to 2190 and encodes 729 amino acids. Gene Ontology annotation, molecular function: actin filament binding; phosphatidylinositol-4,5-bisphosphate binding.